AGUGUGGGGCAGGCAGAGCUGAUGGGGGAGCCUGGGGUGUAGCCCAGGAUGGACUGGCUGUGACGACGUGCCUUAGCUGGAGAGAGGUCGUUACCAUGAGGAGUUCCUGCAGAGCUGGCCUCCACAGGGAACCACUGAAUUCCACAUCCUCCACCUUCCAUCAAGUCAAACGGGUUUCUGGUAUGCACUUAAAGCCAUAUCUCAAGUUACAGAAGAAAGAGCGAUCCCCAGAAAUAAGCCAGGAUUCCCUGCGAGGCCACCAGGGACCAGCACAAGGAGAAAAGUACACCAACUGCACCAAACUGAGCGUUUUCCCAAAACCCUCCCUCGUGGCUCCAUCUCAAAAGCUUCUGGGGAUUAUUUAUCCAAAUACUAUGUGCAAUAGGAACGGGAAAGGCCCAGGGGACGGUCCCAGUGCAAGGGAAAAGAAGAACGCCCUGUCCGCCACGAUCCACCAGGGAGAAGAAGGGGAAGGGCCGCUGGAUGUCUGGGCUGUGGUGAAACCCGGCAACACCAAGGAGAAAAUCGCCUUCUUUGCAGCCCAGCAGUGCAGCAGCAGCACCCGCACGGGCUCCAUGAAAAUCAAGAGCACGUGGGACAUCGACGGGAGAACGGCCAAACGCAGGAAAAAAUCGGUGGAUCUUAAAAAAGCCAAAAUUCAACUGGAAAGGAUGAGGGAGGCGAACUCCAGGUGCUCCCAGCCGGAGCCUUUCGCCUGCGGCAUCGAGCACUGCUCGGUGCACUUCGGCAGCGACAGCGGGGAGGGCGCGUUCCCGGGCCGCUCCCUGUCGGUCAUCGAGAUGGUGGCCUUCCUGGAGCAGCGGGCCGGCGCCCUGCUGGUGGACUGUGCCAAGACCUGCGCGGCCUCCUCUGCCACCAGGCUGAGCGCCCAGCACAAGGCCGCCCUGCCCGGCUCUGACCCCUUCUCCUCGGCCGGGCCGUGCGAGGCUCAGGCGGAGCGGGGCCCCGGCGAGCCCCAGGGCGAGCCCGUGCGCGUGCUGGACAUGGUGGCCAAGCUGGAGUCCGAGUGCCUGAGGAGGCAGAGCGAGCGGGAGGCCGGGAGCCUGUCCCGCAACAACAGCUUCCGCAGGAACGUCGGCAGGGUGCUCCUGGCCAGCGGCACCCGGCCCGAGGCGGAGGUGGGGAAGGGGGUCCCGGCUCAGGGGGACGGCCUGGGGGAGGCGGGGGAGGCAGAGGAUGGGUACGGAGGUCGCUGUGGCCCUCUGGGUGACACCGAGCUGUGGGAUGGCGGCGCCUCUGCCCAGCGGCCGUUUCCUUCUGGGCUGGAUACCCGGGUGGGGAAUGUGAAUUCGGGACUUGCCCACGCAGUGUUGGCGAUGGCGGCUGGCAGGAAUGACACCGAAACACGGAUUGAGCCUCCCAGGGCUCUGCUGUCCCCGUGUCCAGCUGCUGCCAUGCUGCCACCCGAUCCCUUGCAGAGCAAGAACGCGACUGUUGAUUGUACUUCGAAAGAGCCUGUGAUUUUCCCAAAGCAUCCUGCUAGAAAGGAGCCCUUAUGCAUCAGUAUAUCAGUCACCAAGACAGAGGAAGGGUGCAGGAAGGAGAAGCUCUCCAGUUCUGGGGAGGAUUCACUCCCUGGGAGGUUGUUUUUCCUCCAGGGUGAGCAGCCUGCUGCUCAUGAGCAACAGCCAUGGCGGGAGAGUACCCAGGAGAAGCCGGGGGCAGUAGCCCAAAACGAGGACGAGGAUGCUCUGGCAUCUUCUAGGUCAUGUGUCAGAAGCAGUGUCCCUACAGAGCCAUCGGCCCCUUCUGUCCCUCCCACAGAAGGGGCUUUGCAAGUACUUGAUCCUUCCUGCCUAAAGCGGCAGGUUUCACAUGACUUUCUGGAGACCAGGUUUAAAAUCCAGCAGCUUUUGGAGCCUCAGCAGUACAUGGCCUUCUUGCCUCACCACAUCAUCGUGAAGAUCUUUGGGUUGCUUCCCACCAGGAGCUUGGUUGCCCUAAAAUGCACUUGCUACUACUUCAAGUUCAUCAUUGAGUACUACAACAUCAGGCCCGCGGACUCGCGCUGGGUGCGCGACCCUCGCUACCGGGAAGAUCCCUGCAAGCAGUGCAAGAAGAAAUACGUCAAGGGGGACGUGUCCCUGUGCCGGUGGCACCCCAAGCCCUACUGCCAGGCUCUGCCCUACGGGCCUGGCUACUGGAUGUGCUGCCACCGCUCUCAGAAAGGCAUCCCUGGCUGUAAGUUGGGUCUCCACGACAAUCAUUGGGUCCCUGCCUGCCACAGCUUUAACCGUGCGAUCCAUAAGAAAACCAGAGGAGCGGGAGCAGAGGUGGAAGAGGAAUAUUAGUGCACAAACACUUUCCUGCAAGAUUGUUUGGGAUAGGAGGAGGAGAUUCUCAUGCCUUGUGCUGUUUACAGUGUAUAUAAUUGUCGUGAUUUUUUUUUUUUUUCCUCCCACAGGGCUAUGAAACUGCACAUACUCAAACACAAGAGCCUUUACCUUUUAGAUUAAAAGAGAGCUUUUAGUCCAUCUCUGUAAAUAACACUAUAAAAUCUAAUUGUACAUACAGAGUCUACAGCUGGCUGAACAAGGUAACCCCUACAAUGCAGCUAUCCCAGUGUUGCGGCUAUAGGUGUGUGUGUUUUUAAGUGUCUCGUUUCAAAAUCUGUAUAUCCUGUAUAAUAUAUGAAUGUUUCUGAGAAGAAACUCUAAAUAGGUAAAGGUAAACUUGUUUAAAGAAGCUGCAGCCAACUUAACUGGACAACCUGAAACUUCAGGCUAUAGAAUAAAUCCAUUAUAGUAGUGUGGCAAUGGAUUAAAAAAAAAAAAAAAGAGAGGGAUAUUAUUGUAUAGUCAGAAUAUAAAAAAAGUUCUUGUCUCCCUUACCCAUGUUGUCUGGUUGGGUUUUUUUUUUUUUUUUUUACACAUAAAUAAAAUGUGCAUUCUAGAUCUGCCUUACCAGACUUUCUCAUGUAAGACUUUUGGCCCAAAAUAAAAAUGCUGUAAAACAGGUGGCAGAAACUUGGUGCUGUGCUGUAGUUCAGAUGUGCAAUGUGCUUUCUGUAGCAAACCGGUCCUCCUACUAAAAAGGAAACAAAACCCCUACAAAGCUCUAGUACUUGGAGAACUCCCUGCUGUAAUAUUCAGAUUCCAGCUUUUCUUUUCCUGCCUGCCAGCCCUGUGGGCAGCAGAGGCUCUUUUCAUCAGGAAUUCUGGUGCUAGGUGUGUAAAGCUUGCAAGAACCAGGCACUUUCUGGUCCUCUUGCUUCUUGGCUCUUGUGUGGGCAGCUGCCCUGUUCCCUGGGUACUCCUGGAGAAUGGAGCGUGGCUCCAGAAGGAUGAAUGUGGAGGUGCCUUGGCUCUCUGCUGUGCUGGAAGCUUUCCUAUCUGUGCUGUAUGGAUUCUUUUCCCUUGCAAGAAGAGUCCUUGCAGUGCCCUGCUCUGCUGCCUCUCCUCCCAGUGCUGUGGGUCGGUGUUUCCCAGGGAACUGCAGAGGUUUGCGUCGGAUGAAGGGCGAUUCCUCGCACUCAGAACGGGAGCGGAUCACCCGUGGCAGAAUUUCCCUGGAUCCAUCCCUGUCCGGCCGUGCUGUGAGCCAGACCUCAGCCUCCCGUUACACCCCUUGGAGGGUGGAUGGUUUGGAAGCCUGGAAAUGGACCCUGGCCAGUCCAGCAGCCUCGGCCAGCUCCGUCAGGGGAGCAGAUCCCGUUCUCCAGGGAGCCCAGCGGAGCGUGGCAGCCGUGCCUUUGCCUGGCCACAUCCCCUCUCUGCCCACACUUGCUGCUCCUCUGCCCCUUCUCAGGGGCUCCUGAUGGACUCCUGGCUCUCACCAUUCUGCCUGGAGCAGCCAAAAUCUCUGACCCUGGUGCAAGAACAGCCAGUGCCACCUUCCCGUGGGGCUCCUCUGCCCUGUAAACCCCAAGGAGCUGCUGGAAAGGGCAGGGAUGGGGUGGCCCUGCACCUGGCUCAUCGUGUUCUCUGUCCUUUGGUGCUGGAGCAGCAAGGUGUGGAAAACUGCUGGCUGUGGGGGCCGGGCUGAGCCACCCAGCUUCACCUGCCCUGGGCUCACAGGAGGUGACUCGCCUGGUUUUGGAGCGUCAGGAGGAGAAAAGAGGGCUUGAAGAUGGAUGCUUUUGUUCUUAUCCUUAGCAAUGGGGAAAGAAAAAUUGAGCCCUGGCAGCCUGGAAUGUGGGUUUGGUGAGCUCAGGCUUUUCAGAGAUGUUUAAAGGAUGUGCUGGUUUUGUAUUUUACCUUCACCUGCUCCUGCCACCCCUCCCGGAGCUGCUCAGCCUCCCUGCACUGCAGACGUGAUGACAAGCAGGAGGAAUGAAAUUGGGAAUCUUAAAAAAGGGUGUGGCCGCCUUGUACUGGGCUGGGAAGAGGGAGAGGAAAAGCCGGAUCCCUCCUUAAUCCCUGACUUCAUCCUCUAACGGGGUGCAGGCUUCACCCAAACUUCCAUCUGCUCCCUCAGCUGUGCCUGGACCAGCAGCAAAACAGCCUCCGGGUCGUUGUUUUGGCAAAGCCAUCGGCAUCAAAGGCCUUCAGUUGAAUUUUGAUUAGGGGAAAAAGGAAAGAAGCUGCUUUCCUGCCCCCCCCACCCAAGACUGGAAAACUUGAGGCUGACAGCAGCGAGGAAAGUCCCUGCGAGGCUGGAAUGGAGUGGCAGAGGAAAAUAUUUUGUAAUUAGAUAAGGGGCCAGUGAGGUAAUUUUAUUUGGAACAGGGUGUGAGAUCUUGGUAACUUUUGUUGAACAAGGGGAAAAAUGAGGAUAAAACAGUAUCAUGAGGCUUUUUUUGUUCUUGGAGCAGGUAAAUCCAGAGGACAACUUGCUGUCUCCCCUACCCCAUCCCUGCCCUCCCCCCAGGCUGGCUGGGGAGCGUGGGCUGGUUUAUACAUCAUUUAUUAUGUGGUCUGCUGGAACUGUCCCUCCUGCACAGCAUUGCUGUUAAAAGUUGUUUCACAGAGCAAGCUUUUGCAUCCAGAAGUGGGUUGGUUCUGAGUGUUGCCAUGCUGAGCUGACUGCAGGCUUUUUUUUUUUUGUCCUGUAACGGUGUAAAAUGCAGAUUUCUGUUUCCUUAAGGGAUGAUUCAGGGAGAAGCCAAGGUCUGAUGAAUGUUAGGGUUUUGGGGUUUUUUCCCUAAGAAGCAGUUAAAAAAAAAAUAAAGUCUAGUGUUGGAUUUACAAAGUUCAGUGUUUAGAACUGAGGAUUAAGGACUGCACCAUGUGCUUGACUUCCUUGCCGGGGAGCAUUUGGAGUGUCUGGACUGAAUUUCCAGAUAGACCUGCGAAGAACUUGUAAUAACAUUUCCAUUGUCCAUAAGCUUCCAGUUUUCAUCAAGCUCUGGGGCUCUCCUGGCAUGCACAGCACAGAGAAAGCUGCCUGUGGCUGAGCCUUGUGGUUGGGCUCUUGCACCAUCCUGGCUGUUUCUGCAUCAGCUUUUCCCUUUGCUGGGCCCUGUUCCCUGUGGAAAAAUCCUGGGAUGCUGCAGCAGAGUUCAGUUCCUUGUGUUGGACCCAGGUCCCUUCCUGCAGCAUCUGCCCCUGUGCCAGCCCCUGGAGCUGUUGGUGAGGCCAUGGAAAAGCUCCAAGGGCUGGAGCCCCUCUGCUCUGGAGUCAGGCUGGGAGAGCUGGGGGUGCUCCCCUGGAGAAGGAUCCAGGGAGAGCUCAGAGCCCCUUCCAGAGCCUGAAGGGGCUCCAAGAGAGCUGGAGAGGGACUGGGGACAAGGGAUGGAGGGACAGGACUGCCAGAGAGCAGGGUUAGGUGGGAUAGUGGGAAGGAGUUGUUCCUUGUGAGGAUGGGGAGGCCCUGGCACGGGGUGCCCAGAGAAGCUGUGGCUGCCCCUGGAUCCCUGGAAGUGUCCAGGGUUGGACAGGGUUUGGAGCAGUCUGGGAUAGUGGAAGGUGUCCCUGCCCAUGGCAGGGGUGGAAUGAGGUGAUCUUUAAGGUCUCUGCCAAGCCAAACCAUUCUAGGAUUUCACAGGUGGACAAAACUGCACUGACAGAUCCAACCUGUGUCUCGACUCCCACUUCUUGCAUGGUGGAAAUGGUGCUGAAGCCUCACCCGAGGCUGUUUCUCCUUCCCUGCCUUUGGCUGGUCCAGGCAGUCCUGGUGCAGGGACAGCUGAGGACAUUAUCAGGCUGCCCUCCUGCCACAAACCAGAAUUGGCAGAGGACAAAAGCUGCUGCUGGUUCUGCUCUAGCAGAAGUGGCCCGAGUGUUCUGUCUGCACAAGCUGAGCUCAGGCCCAGACUUUGCUUUGUCCCUGGCCAUGACCUGACUGUGCUGUGACCCAGGCCAUGAACUGCCCCAGCUCUGUGUGCACGAGCCCCAGCUGGCUGCUGCUCCCACUCCCGAGUGUCCAACAGCCAGGAAUUACCAGGCCAUCGGUCCUCCCCAUGCAGUAUGUCACAAAAAAUGGAGUGGGAAGGGUUGUUUCUCCCCUUGUCCAGCAGCCUGUGAACCACGGGCUGCCAGGGCUCAUGGGCAGAGCCUGCUUGGCCCUUUCCCAUUUCCCAUCCCUGUCGCUCUGACACUGCUCCACUUCAAUAACUCCAUCCUUCAGAAAACACCUUCUUGCAUCCUGAAAUGAGCUUGUAACGAGGAGCCUUUGCAUGCAGAAGGAAUCCAGCCCCUUCAGAAACUUCCCCCAGCACAGGAGCAGCCCCGAGCCAGGCUCACCCAAGAGGUUUAUCCGUUUACAUGUACAUAGAGGGAUGUGUGUGUGUGUGUGUGUUGUGCAGGACUCCACCCCCUGCUCCCAUGGAGAUGCAGUUAUGUUAUGUAAGAGUAUUUUUUUAGAAUGGGUAUUGCUUAUUCCACCGCUGUACGACUGAUUGCACUGUAACAGGUCUGGUCCCUGUGAUGCUUUCAAGGCUGGAAAAUUCUUGUGUACUUUGCCCAGCACGGUGAAAAACAAACCACACAGAAGUAACAGUCAUAAAUAUACAACUUUAAAAAAAAUUACUGUUAAAGAUUUAUUGCAAUAAUACAAUAAAAUUUAGAAGAAAAAAAACCAAAAUGAAACAAAAAACCAAUUUGUGUUUAGUUACAUAUUAAGUCUGGAAGUUGUGAGAGAGGGGCCACGAGUUUCCCCAGGUGAAAAAGCCACCCUGGGUGUCCCACCCAAGACCCUGCACAGGCACCUGAUUUUCGGCACAGGGCUGGGCCCCCGAAAUCAGGAUCUUCCUUGGCAGCCCAAAUUGGCCACCCAAGGUCACUGGUCAUGACCAGAAGCCCUGGCCCGAACUGAACUUCCAUGUUCAUGCUACACAAAAUGUUCUGUAAACUCUCAGCUGGCUGCCUUCAAAUAUCUAUAAUUACAGA
This is a messenger RNA of Cinclus cinclus, 7289 nucleotides long. It is a transcript of the gene FBXO34, whose product is annotated as F-box protein 34. NCBI's taxonomy places the organism in Eukaryota, Metazoa, Chordata, Aves, Passeriformes, Cinclidae. The record is from RefSeq and is a predicted model, not a curated record. Gene Ontology annotation, molecular function: protein binding. Bases 96 to 2312 code for a protein of 738 amino acids. The transcript is spliced from 2 exons.